Molecule: messenger RNA, 2611 nt
Organism: Dacryopinax primogenitus
Lineage: Eukaryota; Fungi; Basidiomycota; Dacrymycetes; Dacrymycetales; Dacrymycetaceae
Exons: 6
Coding region: 250-2343 (697 amino acids)
Source: RefSeq, a predicted model, not a curated record
GGGUCGCAAGUGAUCAAGAAGACAAGACAAUCGCUGGGAUAUUAAUGCAAACUUGCGCAAAAACGGGAAAAGAGAAGCAAAAAAGACGCGUUUUGUCUCUCACCCCUUUGUUCUGUUGAACGGGGGUUAGUGGCUCAGACGUGUCUUGUCUGUGUGUCCCUUCCUGGGUCUCUCUUCCCUUGGCUACGGCGCUCCCUCUUCAUCUCCCAUCGUCACCACCUUCAUUUCUCUUACAGUUCACCCUCCCUCAUGCUAUCCACUUCGGCCUCUUCAUACCCUUCCACUCCGGGGCAACCGGCACAGUCCCGGCAGAACACACGCACUCAUUCACGUCUCCGCACCUCCAAGAGCGCAUUCUCCCUUGAGGGCCUCGGCUUUACAACUCCCAAGCUGCCGUCGUCACGCACCCAGGCAAGGUUGUCCGCUGUCGUCUCCAGCGAUCGCAUCCCCCAAUUCAGCAACGGCCACGGGAGGACCACAAGCCUCUCAUCCAGUACCACGACGCUUCCGCUCUCUCCUACAUCUCUUUCCUCUCCACCGCCCUCUGCAUCCAGCACCCUCCCCACAUCGCGCACGACCACCAACCUCCGUUUUUGGCGAGGAAAGAAAGGCAGCCCCAACCUUGCUCCGAUCGACGCACACACCUAUACAUCGCAAGAGCGAGGCAGGGCGUUUUCCCCCGAGCUUGCAGGUGUUCAAGAAGGCCCGAGUUCUCCCUGUUCCAUCAUAGUCAUCCAACCCCCAUCCCCAUCAUCCUCGCGCCCCUCCUCCCGCGCAUCCACAGCAAGCUUCCUUAGUACCGUCUCGUCCCGCCUGAUCCCUACAAGCACCCGCAAGCCAAGGACGAGGAGCAUGAGCCCCGUUGCCCGGCAAUCACCGCAGCUUGACGACGUCAUGGGGGAGCAUGGAGAGCUACCCAGAGAAAUCAGAAAGAGAUCCUGCAAAGGCGGGAGGGCAUCACCGAACCUUCCGGACGAGAUGGAUCCACACCAGCACCCGUAUGCAAGCGCAUACAGCAGCUCCAGUUCCAGUGGGAGCACUUCACGCCCGUCCGACGGCCGCAGACCGAGCGUCUCCUCCGUCACUUCCUCGGUUUCUGCCUACUCCCAGGAGGAGGACGCCACCGCCGCGUACGCACUAGGUGUCGGCCUAGGGCUGACAUUCCCCCGAACCAACUUGGCCUCGAGCUCCAACAUCCUCACUUCCACUAGGAAGAAGCGGAUGUCCCUUGCUCCCAGUACUGCUGAAAGCCUGGGAAGUAUGGGUAGUUCGAGAAGCGGCACACCGUCACUCGAGCUUCCUAGUCCGAGGAGCAGCAGCGUAGCUAGCUACAGCCCGCCCACGCCGGGUGCGGAGGGGGGCGUAUUCAGGGAUAUGCACACGAAGAGCGCGAGCAUCAACAGGAUUGGGAGGACGUGGGACGUACCCCUGGAGUUGGGCGGUCUCACUACGAGCGACACGGCGCGUACGAUAACCCAAGCCUCGCUCUCUGGUUCUCGGUCAGGAGUAGCUCAACUCAGCAGCCGAGCCUCCAACCCCGCUCUAACGCGCUCAACAACAAGCGCGGUUCACACCCCAAAAGCGACUACACUGAGACGCCUGCCUUCGCUCACUUCUCCCACAUUCCCGCUGCGCCCUGUAGCCGGGUUUUCUGCCCGGCCAGGAAGUCCCGCUAUAUCCGCAGCGGCUAGUCUGAGCUCUACGACGCCUACUAGCACCCUACCACGUUCGCGAACGCUAACGAGGAGCCUGAGCAGGAAACGGUCUGAUUCGAUCCUCACUCCCGCCAAAGCUCCCCCAGCAGGGCCACUGCCUUCCGUUCCCCCGGUUCCGAAGGUCCCUGCUCUCCCUUCUCCAGCUCUUACCCCCGCCCUUCUUUCGAGCAAGGACACGCCCUCCCCUUCCCCAGCUACUCCAUUCCCGGAAGCAGACAUGUCAGAUCUGCUCGAACGAUUCCCCCUCCCUCCGGGGUCGAAACGGUUCUCGGGAGAGUCGGAUAGUUCCAUCCAGUCCCAGCGAUCGGGCAAGUCACAGCUCUCAGUGCAGUCUGAGGUGUCGGAGGAAUCUGAGCUGCUUACUCCUGGGACGACGCUGGACCUCACCAGUCUCCCGCCUUGGGAACACGUUUCCCUCUUUUCGACGGAUUAUGCUGAGCCUGUCCCGCCCUCCCGGCCCGCUCCUCAGUCUCAGCCCACCCAGCCUCCUGCGCGUUCCAACUCCACAUGGAAGGGGAAAUACGUUGAGGAUGUGCUGGAGGAAGAGAGGGAGGUGCAUCCGUUUGCCCGGAGCGGGGCGACUGGGAUUGCGAGGACGAGACGACAGUCCCAGUUGGCGUAUUUGUGAGCUUCGCAUGGGCGCCCUCUCCAUUUGCGCCCUCUCCAUUUGCGCUCUCUCCAUUUGCGCUCUCUCCAUGAAUGAGACACCCUGUUCUGUUCUGUUCUCUUUUGUUCUAUGGUUGUGCGGUUAUGUUCAUCUUGUCCCAUUUGUUUGUUUGUUCGCUCAUCUUUCAUUCGCACACGGUCUUUCGCAGCACAUGAACCCGUUGAUCUUUGCAUCUUUUGCAUUCUUGCAUUUUUAUCGUUUUAUAGUUUACAACCCACCCCGAACCAAC